Sesamum indicum (sesame) is the source of this 1964-nucleotide messenger RNA. RefSeq names its product TRICHOME BIREFRINGENCE-LIKE 23 (gene TBL23). Gene Ontology annotation, molecular function: O-acetyltransferase activity. Lineage: Eukaryota; Viridiplantae; Streptophyta; Magnoliopsida; Lamiales; Pedaliaceae. Gene Ontology annotation, cellular component: Golgi apparatus. The record is from RefSeq and is a predicted model, not a curated record.
GACGUUGGGGAAAGCCCUUUCCUUGGUGCUCCCGUUUUCCGUUGUCGGUUAAGUACUUGAAUCCCUUUGCCAAAUCAUAAGAAUACAUGUGAACUGCAAUCAUCUGCUGAAGCACUCGCAAGAAAAAUAUAAUGGAGACAAGAUGAGAAGCGCAGAAAUAGAUAGGGGAAGGACAAAACAAGAACGAACUUGAGAAACUCGCUCUUGAAGACUAAGAGUUAUAUGUAAGUGCAGAUACUGCGGUAGACUUGUCUGAGAUUGGGAAGGAGCUGAGAAUCAGAAAAUGGCGAGGAAAAUGGUUUACGAUUGGAAAUCUUGGUGGAGGGCUCUUCAGAAGAACAAUUACUUUGUUAUCAAGUUGGGGGUUUCAGUUCUUUUGGUGGGUCUUGCAUUUAGGCUUCUUUAUAACAGAUCUUCCGAUAUUUCUCCAGUUCCGGGCGCCCCUUUUCUUGAAAACACUCGGAUUUCAGCACCCACUGUUGUUUCUGUUGAUUCCCAAGAGAAUAUAGAUGAGAAUCCCACUCAAGAAUAUGGCACUGAGCCCUCAGACAGUGAAGGAAAGUGUAAUCCUUUUAUUGGGGAUUGGGUUCCUUAUGAGGGAGAACCUUUUUACACGAAUGUAAGUUGCAGCAUCAUCGAAGACCACCAGAAUUGUAUGAAGAAUGGGCGACCGGACACGGAUUAUCUUUACUGGAGGUGGAAACCCCGUGGUUGUGAGUUGCCCCGAUUUGACCCCACGAGGUUUCUGGAGUUGAUGAGGAACAAAAGUUGGGCAUUCAUUGGGGAUUCAAUAUCACGAAACCAUGUCCAAUCAUUUCUCUGCAUACUCUCAACGGAUGAAAAGGCUAUUGAAGUUUACCAUGAUGAGAACUACAAAUCGCGGAGAUGGCUCUUCCCCUCGUACAACUUUACUGUUUCUGUUAUCUGGUCCCCUUUUCUUACUCAAGCUGCCAUUUUCGAAGAUAUAAACGGUGUUUCUACAUCUGAAAUCGAACUGCAUCUUGACAAACUUGACAAGAAUUGGACCGAGCAGUACAAGAGCUUGAAUUAUAUGAUCAUUGCAGCUGGUAAAUGGUUCAUUAAAACUGCAAUCUACUAUGAGAAGGAUACCAUAUUGGGUUGUCAUUACUGCCCCAAGAGGAACCUCACCGAGCUUGGUUUCAACUUUGCUUACCGUAAAGUGAUCAGGAACGUUUUUGACUACAUUAUUUCGUCGAAUCACAAGGGGAUGAUCUUUUACAGGACCACCACGCCCGAUCACUUCGAGGGUGGGGAAUGGUUCAGCGGUGGAGCUUGUAAAAGAAAGGAACCAGCAAAGGAAGGUGAAUUCGAGUUGAAUGAGCUGAACAAAAUUCUCCGGGACAUAGAGCUAGAUGAAUUUGAGAAGGCAUCAGCUAAAGCUUCAGAGAAAAGAGUAAAUCUGAAGCUUCUUGACGUGACUCCUCUCUCACUAUUGAGACCUGACGGACAUCCAGGCCCAUAUAGAUUCUUUCAACCAUUUGCCAAAGGCAAGAACGCAACGAUCAUUAAUGAUUGCCUGCAUUGGUGUCUGCCUGGCCCUAUCGAUGCUUGGAACGAUCUGCUGAUGGAAAUGGUGGUAAAUGGUUGAGAAAUAAUUCAUUUUGAACGAGGAAUUCAUUUGUCGAUUUCUUGAAGGACCUGUGCUGGUGUCUUCUCUUCAUGGGAACGAUCGGUUGACAGAAAUGGUUGAGAAAUGGAGUUCCCGAAUCUGAUGCAUUUUUUGAGGGAUUGGAAGUUGUAUUUCACAAUAUUUAGAUGUAAAUAAGAGCUACUUCACUUGUAUUCAAUAUCAGGUAAACCUGCAUUGGCUGGCGUAAUUUACAUACAUUAUUGUAAUCAGCAGAAGAGUUCAUUUUCUUGCAUUAGUUCUGUCCAAAUGUUUGAAAGAUGUAACCAAAUUAUGAUUUUUGAUAUAGUCUUUAUAUUUAUAUUCCUUGCUACGA